Messenger RNA from Pseudomassariella vexata, 1077 nucleotides. RefSeq lists its product as uncharacterized. The transcript is spliced from 2 exons. The record is from RefSeq and is a predicted model, not a curated record. Lineage: Eukaryota; Fungi; Ascomycota; Sordariomycetes; Amphisphaeriales; Pseudomassariaceae. Gene Ontology annotation, molecular function: dioxygenase activity. The coding region runs from base 1 to 1077 and encodes 358 amino acids.
AUGGCCAUCUCAACUGAGAUCCCAAAGACUGUCGACUGGCAGGGCAAGCAGGUGCCCGUCUACCCCAUGCAGACCAUCAGCUUCGAGCGGUUGCUAUCUCAGGAGCCAGCCGAAAUCGAGAAGCUGGUUCACUGCUGCCAGACCGAGGGCUACUUCUACCUCAACUUGCAGGGAAUUGACGGCCGCAGGAUGCUCCAAGACCAACAAAAGACGCUGGAUCUUAUGCACAAGUUCUUCGAGUCGCCUCUCGAGGCCAAAAACGAAUUCGGGCUGGUCUCGCCGCACCUGGGGUACGAGCCCGUGGGCUCACGCACAGGCGUGCUUGAGAACACCAAGGAUGGGUACGAGAUGAUCAAGGUAUCCCGAGACGAAAUCCAAAGACUAGACCCCCACCUCCCCCACAUCAUCAAGAACGGCUACGACAUCUCCAUCCUUGAAAAUUCCAUCGCAGGCUCCAACAUCAUCACCAAGUCCAUCCUCUCGGCUCUCUCAACCGGCCUCGGCCUCACCGGCGCAAGUCGCUUCGAGAACUCGCACCGCAACGACCGCCCCUCGACAAGCACCCUCGCUAUGAUGCACUACAUCCCGUCCGACCCCAAGAUAGCAACCAACAUCGGACACCAGAAACAUACCGACAUCAGCUCCUUGACUUUGCUGUUCAGCGAGCAGUGGGGGAUGCAAGUGCGCCCCCCACGCGCACGCGAAUUCGGCUUCGUCGAGCCGAAACCGGGAUGCGCCAUUGUCAAUGUGGGCGAUUCCCUGCGAUUCGCUAGCGGACACACGAUGCAAUCAUGCAUCCACCGUGUCGUACCUUUUGAUCCGACUGAGCACAGGUACUCGAUUGCGUAUUUCUUGCGCGCGGAGGACGAUACCAUGUUCACGGAUAGUGAGGGAAGGUACAUCACGGCUGGGCAGUGGCAUGAUGAGAAGUUCUUUGCUUUUACUACCGAUGCGGAGACUCAAGCUAAGGCGCCUAGCUCUAUGUUGCUGGGUGGGAUGAGGGAGACAGAUGACGAUGAGUACAAGUUGUCUGCGCCUACUCCUGCUAUCGCGAAGGAGACCAAGGUUGAGGCAUGA